Messenger RNA from Sebastes umbrosus (honeycomb rockfish), 1577 nucleotides. RefSeq names its product glycerol-3-phosphate dehydrogenase [NAD(+)], cytoplasmic-like. The record is from RefSeq and is a predicted model, not a curated record. NCBI's taxonomy places the organism in Eukaryota, Metazoa, Chordata, Actinopteri, Perciformes, Sebastidae. Gene Ontology annotation, cellular component: cytosol; glycerol-3-phosphate dehydrogenase (FAD) complex. The coding region runs from base 153 to 1202 and encodes 349 amino acids. Gene Ontology annotation, biological process: carbohydrate metabolic process; glycerol-3-phosphate catabolic process. Gene Ontology annotation, molecular function: protein homodimerization activity; NAD binding; glycerol-3-phosphate dehydrogenase [NAD(P)+] activity. The transcript has 8 exons.
AGGUGUAUCCGUGGCGAGAGAGGGAGGGCUGAACUGGUGGUAGACAUUUAUAGGGCGUAUGAGGAAGUUACUGUAUAAUAGAAGGGAGAAAGAAAUAAACACUAAAGGGUCUUUUUCAUUUCAGCCGAACAGCACGAUUUAACACUUUAAACAUGCCUGCAAAGAAAGUCUGCAUCGUCGGAUCUGGAAACUGGGGCUCUUCCAUCGCCAAAAUAGUCGGCCGCAAUGUCAAAGCAUCCAACCGGUUCGACCCCAUGGUGAACAUGUGGGUUUAUGAAGAAAUGAUCGAUGGGAAGAAGCUAACAGAGAUCAUAAACACAGAGCACCAAAAUGUCAAAUACCUGCCAGGUCACAAGCUGCCCAGGAAUGUGGUCGCUGUUCCAGACAUCACGGAAGCCGUCAAAGGAGCAAAGAUCCUCAUCUUUGUGAUCCCACACCAGUUCAUCGGCGGUCUCUGUGAUCAGAUGAAGCCUCACAUCACGGAGGGAACCAUCGGGAUAUCGCUCAUCAAAGGUAUCGAUGAGGGACCAAAUGGACUAAAGCUCAUCUCCGACGUCAUCCGAGAGAAACUAGAGAUAGAGGUCAGCGUCCUGAUGGGGGCCAACAUCGCCAACGAGGUGGCAGACGAGAAGUUCUGUGAAACCACCAUCGGGGCAAAAAAUGAGGCGAACGGCCUCAUCUUCAAAGAGCUGCUUCAGACUCCCAACUUCCGCAUCACCGUCGUACAGGAGAGCGACACAGUGGAGCUGUGUGGAGCUCUAAAGAAUAUCGUGGCAGUAGGUGCUGGGUUCUGCGACGGACUCGGUUUUGGCGACAACACCAAGGCGGCGGUGAUCAGACUGGGUCUGAUGGAAAUGGUCGCCUUCGCCAAGUUGUUCUGCCAAGGCCUGGUGAGCUCCGACACGUUCCUGGAAAGCUGCGGCGUGGCCGACCUCAUCACCACCUGCUACGGGGGGCGAAACCGCAAAGUGGCCGAGGCUUUUGUCCGAACAUCCAAGUCUAUUGCUGAGCUGGAGGCAGAAAUGCUCAACGGGCAGAAGCUGCAGGGCCCGCAGACCUCCGCUGAGGUCUACAAGCUCCUACAGAAGAAGGAAAUGAUCGACAAGUUUCCACUGUUCUCUGCAGUCUACCUGAUCUGCUUCGAGGGCAAAGAGGUGAAAGAGUUCAUCACCUGUCUGCAGAACCACCCAGAGCACAUGUGAUGUUUCUGCCAACAUGUCCACUGCUGCUCCUUCAAUAGCAGUUUACUACCACUAGAGGGCGGAAGAGAUUCAUCAGAUAGAGACGCACAGUGCAACAAAACACACCAACAACCAAGCGCACUUUUUAUUGGUGACAUUUCCUAAUGGAACCUUGGGUUUUCUCAACUUUAAAAGCACUUAUGUUAUUGUGAAAUGUCCUUUAAUAUUCAUUUGGCUGGUAGUAGCAGGUGUUAAGCUGUAGAGCUUUUAAGGCAGACCACUCAACGUCUGUUAUUACCAAAAUAAUGUCAUACGUUUGUAUUUCUUAUUAUGUUGUUUUCGCAAUAAAAUCAAUUCAUAAGAAACUGGAAACUCUUAAGAAUCAGCAAGCAAUAA